This is a messenger RNA of Chrysemys picta bellii (western painted turtle), 3002 nucleotides long. NCBI's taxonomy places the organism in Eukaryota, Metazoa, Chordata, Testudines, Emydidae. The record is from RefSeq and is a predicted model, not a curated record.
GAAUGCUCCGGGGUCAGACCCAUGAGGUGAAGCCGUGUGAACUCCUUGCCUUGGAGACAGUCUGCUCCCAGAGUGGAGACUUCCCCAGAGUCCUGCCCGGCUCCGUAGGGAGCCGUUUCCGAGCAUCGCUCGGGGACUCCGUGACACGCCCCGUCUGGUUUGCCGCGGCUGCCCAGGACACGCCCCGGGGGCUCAGCGUUCGGUGGCCGGCGUGUGGCAUGAACGGGCCAGGGCCGGCUCGCGCAAUAAAGAUUCUCGCUCUUGACUGGACGGCUAGGUCUGUGAUCUGUGCCUGGAUGCAAACACGGCCCCCUGGGGGGAGAGGCCCCCUGCCCCAUUCCCUGUCCCCCCGAGCCAGCCAGUCCCUGCCGUGGGGCCGGAUGGGAGCCGGCGCCCCCUAGAUGGGACAGGCCCCAUGCCCCAUUCCCUGUCCCCCCGAGCCAGCCAGUUCCUGCCAUGGGGCCAGAUGGGAGCCAGCCCCAUCUAGAGGGGACAAGCCCCCACCCCAUUUCCUACCCCCCAAGCCAGCCAGGCCAUGUCCUGGGGCCGGAUGGGAGCUGGCGCCCCCUAGAGGAGACAGGCCCCACAUCCCAUAGCCUGUUCCAGAGCCCCCCUAUUUCCUCUCCUAAAUACCCCACCCCCACUCCCAGCCGCCUCCUCUGAAUUUCUGGGCCCAAAUCCCCCCCAGGCCCCUUUUCUGCCACCUCCCUUCCACCCACCCCCCAAAUAGGGAACUGAGCAGCUAAUCAUUUCUCUCCCAGCUGCCGCAGGGCGCCACUUCCUUCCAGGUCUUUCACCAUUUCCUCUCCUUCUCUCACCCUUUCUCGUUCACUCGUUCCUGCCCCGUCCUGCAGCAGAGGGGCUGCCACGUGCUGGUCCUGGGCUCAGACCCCCCACACACACACCCCAGCCCCCAGCCCCACCUGCAGCUACGAGCUGGCCCUGGCUCUCCAGCCACGAGGCUGGUGUUUCUGCGUCCGGCGCAUCUUCGGUCCCCUCUCUGCUCCGUACCCGUCCGUCGAGCCCCGGCACAGGACGAGGGAGCCCAGACACCAUGGCGGUAUCAGGGGCCUGGCCCCAGCCGAAAAUCCGGCCUACGCUCCUGCUCUUUCUGGUAGCUGCAGCCUGUGCACUAACAACACUCGAAUUGAAGGCGAACGCCAGCUCAGGGACCAGUGAGGAAAACCGGCACAAUGGUACCGGUCUGGAAACUACCUCGCCCUCUGCCGAAUUAACCAGCACCAGCCCCGGGCCCUCUGCCGAAUUAACCAGCACCAGCCCCGGGCCCUCUGCCAAAUUAGCCGGAAACAGCACCGAGCCCUCUGCCAAAUUAGCCAGCACCAGCCCCGGGCCCUCUGCCAAAUUAGCCGGAAACAGCACCGAGCCCUCUGCCAAAUUAGCCAGCACCAGCCCCGGGCCCUCUGCCAAAUUAGCCGGAAACAGCACUGAGCCCUCUGCCAAAUUAGCCGGGCAUCCACCCACCGCGGCACAGCAGGAACUCAGCACCACCCAGACGCUGGCAACGAAGGAGCCGGUUGUCUCGGUGUCUCCAUCUGCCCUUCCCUCUACGGAGGCAGCCCUGGCCCUGGGAGCCGGCCCGGUCGGGGCGACGGCAGCGGGUGGAAAACAGCCCGUCACGAAUCUGACGCGGGAGGGACGGACGGGGCAAGCGGGCAGGGUCCCAGGGAGCCCCGGUCCGGAGCAGGAGACUCAGACACUGCCAGGCAGGAGUGGGCAGAACGAGAGUGCCCCCACGGAGCCCGCCAAGGCCAAGGGCAUCGAUCAGAGCGGGGACAACCGGACCGUGCCAGCCAGCACCGCUCGGACCGGAGGCUACUGGGAGAACCAGCCCACCCCCGAACUCUCACCCUCUGCUCUACCCCCCGCUCCGCCUGUCAACGAAAAGACCAACUCCAAGGCUCCGACCCCCACCCCCACCCCCACCCGCCAGCUGCACGUGGGCAUCAUUGUGGUGCUGGUCGUUGUCGCCAUCCUGGUGCUGGCCCUGCUCGCCAUGGUGCUGCACUGUCGGAAGCGGCGCCGGUCCGGCUCCACCAGCUUCAGCGGGCGGGCGGGGCCCGGCGAGUGGGCAGGGCCGGUGAGCCUGCCAGAGGAGAAGGGCGAGGGGCAGGCUGGGGACGGGGGGCAGCAGGCCGGGCCAGGCGAAGCCAGGCGGCCCACGCUGACCACUUUCUUCGGGAAGCGCCAUUCCCGGGUGUCCUCGGUGGCCAUGGAGGACGUAGCCGGGGCGAAGGGCGAGGGGCCCCUUUCGGAGCCCCUGCUGGCUGCAGGGGAACAGGGGGGUGACCCCACGCCACAGGGGGCAGGGGAAGCCAAUGGGACAGUGCCCUUGAUGCCCGGACCCCCCUCACCCCCUCCGGAUCCCCCCGCCAAUGGGGAAUUCCCCCUGCCCCCGCCCAUGGAGCAGGAAGCCAUGCCCCCUGCGUAAGCCCCGCCCCAAUCACCUGCCCCGCCCACAGCGCCCCCUGCUGGGGGAGGCCGGGCCUGGAAUAGUUGGGAGCUCCCCAUAGCCAGUGCCCCGCCACCCCACAGCAUCCCCUGCUGAGGGAGGCCGGGUCUGUUUCCAUCUGCCCACCUAGGCUCUGUGGGAUUCCUUGUCUUUCUUGCUCAAGUCUUUCUUUUGUCUUUUGCAAGAUUUUCCGCGGUCCCCAGCCACAAGUUUCCUGUUUAUGAUUCACUCUUCGAGGCCGUUUGAAUUCGGAGAGAACAGUUUAGGGUGUGAACAGCAUAGAACCCAGGAGUCCUGGCUCCCACCCCAUCCCCUGCUCUAACCCACUAGACCGCACUCCCCUCCCAGAGCCAGGGAGAGAACCCAGGAGUCCUGGCUCCCACCCCAUCCCCUGCUCUAACCCACUAGACCCCACUCCCCCCCCAGAGCUGGCUGUAGAAACUGGCCAUCCAGCUGAGAGUGGGGAUGGGGGGAGCCUAGGCCUGGGCUAGCAGGGGCUGUGGGUCGGGAGUGAGGGGCACCGGCAGAGCUG